This is a messenger RNA of Schistosoma mattheei, 1725 nucleotides long. Lineage: Eukaryota; Metazoa; Platyhelminthes; Trematoda; Strigeidida; Schistosomatidae. The record is from the annotation of a GenBank genome assembly.
AUGAAUGAAUUAACAAUAUCAAUUCAAAGGACCGAAGAGGGUUAUAAGCCUGUCCCAACUAUUAUGCCUAUUAAACGAUCAUCUGGACGUUUAGGACCUAUUGGUGGUGGUGUUAAUAACAAUACACGAAGAGCAUGUGAGCAGAUGGUGUCGUCAGUACCAUUAGUGAAGCACUCUACAUUUCCUGUUGUGCCAAAAUUAUCCCGUAUAUCAUUUCUUUCUCUCAGUCUAAUGCUGUGUUUAACAUCUACACUAACUCAGCACAUGUAUCUGUAUAGAACUGUGUGGUGGUUACCGAAUUCGUCGAUCGAAUACCCUGUAGAAUUUGACUCAGUCGACCAUUAUGUUACGGCCCAUAUAAUCUUUAUGCUGUGUACUCCGUAUGUCUAUUUAAUAGUACUUAAGCUUCUUCCUUCAUUUAUAAUGACAUCACUGAUAAUGCGCUCAGUCUUGGGUUUACUCAUUUUUACUUCCUGGGGCUACAUCAUGAUCUGGAUUUUAAAUCGGAUAGAAUAUUCCGGGACAACAAUCUUGUAUCACCUAUCCGGAAUAUUUUUGCUGGCGUAUUUUCCCAUACUGACUCUCUUAGUUUACCAUUCUCGUUAUUUGGAGAAAAUCGUUUGUCAAGACAGUCGUCAUCAUCAGCCAAAUGGUACUGAUAGUACUAAUAAUAAUUAUUGGGGCGACAGUAGUUCAAGAGUUGUAUAUCGACCGUCUGUUUUCAGGUUAAGAAAUUGUCUACAGCUGUUUACAUCAUCCUGUUGGCGAUGUCUCACAAUCAUUACGGAUUGGCCAUGUUUACCUAUUGAGAACAUGUUUUUUCCAACGCCAUAUACAUUUGUUCCUUCAAGACAAUUCCAUGCAUCAACUGAUCAUCCAUCAUUUCAAACCAUCUACUAUACAAGUGACGUAGAUUCAAAUAAUUAUUUAAUGAAUCAUCAGUGUUUAGGUGCAACACCUGAACAAAUACGUGAAGAAGUUGAACUGUAUAGACGUGAUUUUAAUGCAAGGUUAAUGGAUAUUUUAAUUGGUACCUUACAUGCAGUUUAUUAUGGAUGCUUUCUACCAAUGAUAUUUGUCCAGAAUGAACACUUAUAUAUUGAUUAUUGGUGGUGCAUUCAGCAUUGUUUCUUGACUGGCUUAGUAGUCUUUCUGUUACGUUGGCAUUAUUUUCUACCAUGUGAUUACAUCGAUUUGCUGCAUCGAAUUUCUAUGCAUCUGGGUAGUUGGGAGAAUUUGCUCACACGAAGUGGAUAUAUAAACGCUUUAUCAUGGUCAGCGUCUACCAUUUAUCCACAUGGGGUUGCAGUUAAACAUAUGCACGGUCUAUUUAGAUCUGUUGGAAUUAAUAACUGUGCUGAACCUGGCAAUCGACUUCAUUCACGAUUUUAUUUUCUAUUCAAUAAUCCAAAAUAUAUAAGUAGUAUAUUAAUGUGUCUUUUAUUAUUUAGUAUUAUGUAUCAAUGUAUUUGUUCAUAUUGGAUAUAUGAAUGGUAUAAAUUAAUUGGUUUAAUUAUAGAUGCAUUAUUUUGUUUUCUCAAUUUCUAUUUACAUUUACGUAAUUUAAUAUUAAUACAUUUUGUUUAUUCAUCAUCAAAAGAGAAAUUAUGUAAUAGGACAAAUUAUUUAAGUUAUUCAUUAAUUCAUUUCUUUACUUCUUCUUCUUCUUCUUCUUCUUCUUCUUCUUCUUCUUAUAAUUCAUCUACAAAUUCUAUGAUUAAUUAA